AGGAUUGGUAGCUUUGCGAUGAAAAGAAACUCCGAAACCUCGGAUACAGAAAAUGUCCCCGUUCAUAAUAAAUGUACUCUGCCACCUCCUGAAGAUAUCGUAGUAAAAUACAUUUAUAAUGGUUGUUUUGUCGAGACGAGAAGAAUAUUUAGACGUUUCUUGACAGUAAGCGAGGAUAACGCAUUUUGUAAAACUGUUUUACGAUCUAGCGCUGCUAUUCGCGAGGAAAGGGCACGACACCUGCAACAAAAUUAUUACAUAGUUCACCCGUUCAGCGCCGCAAGAAGUGCAUGGGAAUUUUAUGUGAUUAUCAUGUCAUUUAUUAUGUUGACCUUCACUCCCUUUGAAAUGACGAUUAUACCUUUCGAUGCGAAUUGGAUAGCAAUUAGGCGUCUUAUUAGUGGCACCAUGUUGCUAGACUUUUGUCUAAAUUUUGUUUGCGGUUAUCAUGACGUAAAAAACAAUAAGAUUGUCUUGGGCUGGAGAAAAGUGGUAAGGCACUACUUAAAAACAUAUUUCCUGGUCGAUAUACUAUCGUCUAUUCCAAUAAUUUUCAUUGUGUACUACAUCCCUAUGCCAACUCGCGUGGUUGUCGGUCGUGCAAUGAGAUGCAUGAAGUUACUGAGAUUGGUGACUUUAUUGAGAUAUUUGAGCACCUAUAGACACCGCAAACAGUAUAGCAUCAACAAGUUCAGAUUAUUUAAGGUAUCCAUUGUAUUCCUAAUCGUCGUUCUGUGGGCAACUAGCUUUUGUUAUCUAUACGCUCUCAGCAAAUCAAAAGAUCAGUUCAGGGGUUUUCUACGCAGCUGCUUCCAUGCUUUGUGUAAUGUUUUCGGCGUCAGUUAUGGUUAUUUUACGGGGAACGAUGAAUUAAAAACUAUAUAUUUCGUACUAUGCUUUCUAACGUUUGGAGUCAUAUUUAAGAUGUUUAUAUACGCGGAAAUUCUGCACAUGGUAAAUACGAAUUUGAGUGUGAAUAAUAAAUACGAACACUUCAUGAACCAAUUACAUGAAUUCAUCCGUUACAAGCAACUGCCAGAAAAUAUGAAGCAACGUAUUUUGUUGUUCUACAAGUUUAAGUUUGAAAACAACUAUUAUAAAGAAGACGACAUUUUGGAAAGUUUAUCGGAAAAUCUCCAGCAGGACAUCAUACUACAGAACUGCCAGGGUUUCAUUGAAAAGGUUGAAUACUUUCGCAACUUACCUACAAAUCUUCUAUUGUCACUUGUGAAGUGUAUGAAAUCGGAAAUAUUUAUAAGCGGGGACCAAAUUGUGAAAGCCGGAACGCCCGGUAACGGCAUGUACUUUAUUUCUUCAGGCACUGCUGCCGUUUUCAGUCCGGAUGACGUAGAGGUUUGCCAUUUGACAGAUGGUUCACACUUUGGCGAAAUAUCGCUGCUAAUAGAGGAAGGAAAGCGAGUCGUGACUGUUGUAGCGAUCGAGUGCUGCGAAUUAUACUUUCUAAGUCGUAAGGACUUUCAAAUCGCGAUGGCCCCGUAUCCCGAAUUGAGGAUGGAAAUGAAGGCAAUGGCCGAAAAGCAAAUUUUGCAUUCAUUGUUUGCGCGACGAUUAUAAACGGAAGAGUCUUGUUUUUGUGUUUUUUCAAGGUUUAGUCUUUCGGAUAUUUAGAUGCUACUAACAUGUGCGGAGACGUAAACAAAUCUAAUUCGGCAUAAAUUGUACUUGUCAAAUACCGCACUAGAUUUCUGUAGACAUUUUCUAUUGUAGUAAUAGUCUGAAAUAUUAGACGAGUAAAAAUAU
This is a messenger RNA of Photinus pyralis (common eastern firefly), 1761 nucleotides long. Its product is annotated as potassium/sodium hyperpolarization-activated cyclic nucleotide-gated channel 1-like. Lineage: Eukaryota; Metazoa; Arthropoda; Insecta; Coleoptera; Lampyridae. The transcript is spliced from 8 exons. The record is from RefSeq and is a predicted model, not a curated record. Bases 19 to 1575 code for a protein of 518 amino acids.